Hemicordylus capensis (graceful crag lizard) is the source of this 15365-nucleotide messenger RNA. Its product is annotated as golgin subfamily B member 1-like. NCBI's taxonomy places the organism in Eukaryota, Metazoa, Chordata, Lepidosauria, Squamata, Cordylidae. Gene Ontology annotation, cellular component: Golgi apparatus. The record is from RefSeq and is a predicted model, not a curated record.
GGUGAGGGGAUGACGAUACCGGCAGGCUUAUGGGCUGCCUGGAGCGGGUCGAGGAGGAGCCGGCGACGCGGCCUGUAAGGAAAGGCCUCCACACAUAAACCCCGCCCCUUACCGCUCCGGCCCCCCCUCGCCACGCCAGCCAUCUUAAAACUAUGUGGAAAUGGGGCAAUGGUGAUGAUUUAACCCCUAGAUCUGGAGCUCAUGGGAUUUCCCAAGCAGCAAGCAUGUCAGUGGCCGAUUUAACUGAACAGCUGGCUCAAACAGAACAGCUGGUAACACAGCUCAAGGAACUUGUCAAGGAAAAGGAUAAUGAGUUACGCAAUAAACAGCAACAAUUAAAGGAAGAAAAAGAAGCUUCUGAAACUAAGAUUUCUAAAUUAAAACUACAAAACAAAGCCAGAGUAACAUCAUUAACUUCACAAUUAGAGGAACUUAAGAAGCAAAUACCAGGAACUGGAACACAGGAAGGAAAAUCUGAGCAAAAAAGAGUCUGUAAAGAUGGUGAUCGGGACAAUGCUGCUGCAAAUCGUGGAAAAAUAUUGGUACUUAAAAAGAAAGUUGAAGAACUAGAAAUGCAGAAUGCCCAAAAAAAUGAAGAGCUACAGAAAAAGAUUGCUGAAUUAGAUGCUGCACAUCAGCGGGGAGCGGAAAUGGAUGCCAUGCUUGCUGAGAAGCAAAAAAAACUAGCUGAAAAAGAAGCCUACAUAAUUGACUUACAGCUAGCCUGUGGAUCAGCAAAUGAUGCCAAAGAAGUACUAGUCAGUAACAGUGAAUUAAAGAAUCAGCUUUCUGCAAAGGAUACUUCAUUGCAGAGCAUGCAGAUCCUAGUACAAAAUCUUACGAAGAAAGUUGGGGACAGCGAAGAAAGAUGUAGCCUUCUCCAAGAACAAAUUGAAAAUCUUAAAAGCAUUCAGAGCAAAGAGAAGGACCAUUUCCAGGAAAGAGAAGCCAUGUAUACACAAAAUAUCCGUAUGUUUCAGAAUAUUAUUCAGGAAAAAGAAAAAGAGCUGAUGGGAUUGGCCCAGAAACAUGAACAAGAACUCUUUAAGCUGGCUGCCAAAUCUGAUGCUAGUGCUGAUUUAGAACAGUUACUGAAGGCCUUGAAACAGAAGCUACAUGAAAAAGAGGAAGUCAUGCUUGGAAGAACACAGGUGAUUAAUAUGUUGCAGCAAGAACUGGAUGGCAAAGACCAGCAGCUAAAAGAAAUUGAUGAACAAUUGAAACGCCUUCAGUUGGAGAAAGAUAACCUCCAGUCCAAACUGGAUGCGGAAAAGCAUGUAAUGCGAGCUCAACUGAAAGACAUGAUGGAGAAACAUGAGAUCGAAAUGAAAAAAGUCAAAGAGAAACAUAAUGCUGACAUGCAAGAGAUCCAAGAGAAACAUGAAACUGAGCUUCAGGAAAAAGAUCAUACCCUGAUUCAGCUUCAGAAUAAAGUGGCAAAAUUAAGUACCUAUGGACAAAGUGAUUUGGAGCAAACUGUUGAUAUAGAUGCUGUAAUUAAACAAAAGAUGGAACAACUAGAAGCUCAAGCAAAACUGAAAACAGAAGAGGCCAGCAAAUCAGAAGCUAGGUUCCUUAAGAUAAAAGCUUGGUCCAAAUCAAAAAUCAAGCAGCUUGAAGAUGAGCUAAAAAAAGUUACAUCAAAGAAUAAUGAUAUAACUGCCUUACACAAACAGAUUUCAGAAUUGGAACAGGAAAAAGAAGACCUACAGUCUACAUUGCAAUCAUUUUCUGAACUUAAGUCUCAGAAUGAAGAAUUGCUGACUAAACUGGAAGUCUAUGAAGAACAGCAGCGGAAAUUGCAAGCUGAUCUUGAACAAGUUACGAAGAGGGCAGCUUCACAGACUAGUGAAUCCGGCAGCGUGGAUGAACUGCAGAGUCAGCUUUUGGAAUGGCAAGAUCUUAUAACUGAAUCUGAGGAUACACACAAUCAAAUCAGAGAGGAGAAAUCUGCUAUGGCUCUCAGAAUGGCACAAAUUGAAGAGGAGAGAGAAGGACUGAUUGAGGAUGACUGGUUCUUUCCUGGCUGCUCUGAUCCAGCCAUAGUCUCAGGGCAGCAGGAGCUGGAGGAGGAACUGGCCACAGGUCAAAGGACUGGAAGGAUGCAGCCGGAAAGAAGGAAGAGUGUCCAGUCCAGCAGGAAGCUCCAGGGAGAUUAUGGCUUCGAUGGAAAACCUUGCUAUGAAGAGCUGAAUGUCACCUUGGAUAGCACUGAUUCAGCUGAAGGAGAAAAUAUGGGAGGUUGGUGGCCAGAGUACACUUCGCCUAGUGCAGGUUUAAGGACUGUAGUGGAAGAGUUGGAAUUAGAAAGGAAUCAGUUGCAAGAACAAAUUCUCUUCUUGGAGGAACGUUGUCAGGACCUUGAAGAUAGAUUGCAGCUCCAGGGCAGAAUGGAAGCUCUGCAGAAUGAAAAUGACCGUUUGCAGUCCCAGCUCACGCAGCUGCGCAAUCAGCAGGCACGUGAUGCAGAAAAACACCAAGAUUUGGUUUCCAGUUUGAAUGAACAACUUAAAGGAUUGAAUGAAAGAAAUGGUUUGCUUGAAAUUUUGCUUGGAGAGAAAGAACAAAAGCUUUCAAGUAUAGAAGAAAAAGUAGAACGGAUAGAAGACCUGAGAAAUUUACUUCAAGAGAGAGACCUUCUCAACAAGGAACUCAGUGAAAAGCUUUUGCAAACUGAACAGAAGCUGGAAGAUGAUUUGAAGAAGUGCAGUGCAUAUGAAGCAGAGUGUGCAGAACAGAAAAUACUCAUUAGUGACCUUACAGAGAAAAUGGCUGUCUUUAAAGAAAAGACCUUGAAGCAGGAUGCUGCCGUAGAAUUAAUGCGACUGGACCUUGAACAGACGAAUGAAGAACUUGACAGAUUGAACACAAGCCAUCUGGAAGAGAGAUCGCAACUUAUUCAAGAUCUCCAGAGACGUGAAAGAGAAAUUGACAGCCUCAAAGAACUUUUAGCAGAGAAAGACAAAGAAAUUUCUACUAUUGCUUCCAGUAUGACUGAGUAUUCGGAACAGAUUAAUAUUCUGAAAUUCCAGAUCAAGUGUAAAGAAGAUGAAAUGCGAGAUAUGGAAAAUGCACUUUCUAAGGCUGAAAGGGAAGUCCAGUUGCUAAAAGAUGUACAAUCAGCAGAUGUGAAAGAUGCAAGCAUGAAGAUUUCAGAACUUUCUGAGCAAUUAAAUACAAUAGAAUCAGAGUUGGCAAAUGUGAAAGUUAAGAAUGAGGGCAAAACCAAAGAAAAUGAAGAACUGGUCAGGCAAAUCAAAGAGACCAGCAAAACAAUUAAACAACUUCAUUCUGAAAUCAAAACCCGUGAUAUAACACACAACAACAAGCUCAUGGAGUGUGAGUCACAAAUUAAACUUCUUACUGAACAAAUAAGUAAAUCGGCUGAAAAGCUGCAAGAAUCUGAGAAAAAAUGUAGGGAAGAAAUAGAAUAUCUCAAAUCCCAGCUUGAUGAACAUAUCUCUGCAAAGGAGAAACUGAAUAGCUUGCUGAUAGAGAGGGAGAACAAAGAACAACAUUUUGUAAAUGAACUGAAAUCAGUGAAAGACUUAUACAAUCAACUAAUUCUAGAAAGUGCUAAAAAAGAUGAAGAAAUGGCUAAUUUAUCUAGACAGCUUGCAGAAAAUACUGAGCAUCUAGAAAUUGCCAAAAAGUCAUUACAAGAAAAAUCAGAGAUAAUAAAUUCAUUAAAAGGCAACCUUGGAGUUUUGGAGCAGCAAAGAAUAAAGGAAAAACUUCAGUUAGCUGGAGAACUGGACACCAAAGAAAUGAAGUGUAAAGAACUUAAUAAAGAGCUAUAUGAAAAACAAGAAAUAAUUAAUAAGAUGGAAACAGAAAGACAAACGAAUGCCUUAACUAAAACGCAGUUGCAGACAGCUCUUGAGCAAAAAGAAAAAGAUUUUGCGGGUCAGCUUAAAGCUAAUGAAGGUCUUAAAACUGAAUUGCAUACCAUGAAGAAGGAAAAACAACAGCUGAUUAGUGAGAAUGAGAGUUUGUCCAAAUUACUGGAUGUAAAGGAGUGUGAACUAUUGAAGCGUUCCCAAUCCAUGACAGAGAUGGAGAGCAAGAUGUCUGCCAGUGUCAUGGAAUAUGAAAAAAGGCUUUCAGAGGCUAUUUGUGAUAAAGAGACUCUAAGAAACAAGGUUGAAGAAGUCUCAGGUCUAGUAAAGCAAAGAGAAAAUUCAGUUAUGGUGCAGCUGCUGGAGAAGGAAAAGGAAUGCAGUUUAUUAGCCAAUCAGCUCUCCAAAAGCAAGGAGAUGACAAAACAGUUGCAUGAAGAAACAAAAUCAUUUAGCACUCAGCUGAAGGAUGCAAAAGACAGAGAGCUGGAAAAAGAAAUAAUGCUAAAUCAGAAAUUGUCAGAGUAUAAUAAAAUGGUCCAACAGCUCAGUCAAAGAGAAGAAGAGCUAUUGGCAUUACAGAAACAAGUACAAGACGCAGAAAUUGAGCUUAAAGGAACAAGCAAAUCUCUAGAAGAAAAAACCAAGCAUAAUGAUGCCUUACUUAAACAGGUAGAAGAAAAACAAGUAAACAUAACAGUGUUGCAAAAAGAAGUAGAAAGACUUCAAGAUGAUGGCAUACGGUUAUCUCAACAGAGUGAAGAAAAAAAUUCUGUUCUACUAUCUCAAGGGCGAGAGAUUGAGGAUCUUCACCAGCAGGUUACCAAGAAAACUGAAGAGUAUGCAGUGUUAAAUAGUCAACUGACACUAUUAGGGAAAGAAUUGGAUGUUUUGAAAUAUGAAAAAGACAGUGCUUUGUCUAUUUGCAGUGCAAAGUCCAGUGAAUGUGAUUCUCUUCAGCAUCAGUUAACACAGCAUCAGUGUGAAAUUGUAUCAGUGAAACAUGAAGCUCAUAUGUUGAACUUAGAAAAUAAAAAACUGAAAACUGACAUUGAAACAAUCACUGCUACAUUAAUGAAAAAAUGUGAGGAAAUAGUUCCUUUAAAUACAUCAUUGUCUCAGCAGGGUCAUAAUAUUUUUGCCUUAGGAGACCAAUUUGAUAUCCUGAUCACUGAAACAAAAACUUUAAAAAGUAGUUUGCAGGAUAAAGAAGCUCUCCUUUCUCAGAAGGAAACUUUGAUUGAGCAAAUGAAAGAAAAUAAAGAUUCAGGUGAAAAGCAGUAUUUGCAGUUGAUUUCAGAUUUGCAAAGCCAGGUAACGGCUUUAGAUUGUGCAGCUGGUCAGCUUAGGCAGGAAGUGCAAGAAAAAGAAAAAGGAUUGAAAAAGCAAGCCCAAGAGUUAAAAUUGCUUAAAGAUAAAUCGGAGGAGUCAGAUUUGCUUAGAGUUCAACUGUCUGAGAACAUUGAAAUAAUUUCUGACCUUCAGUGUCAGCUUAAAACUAUGACAGAAAAGACAGAAGAAUUAAAUAAGUCAAUUUCACAGAAAGAUGGCCUUUUAAAGCAAAAGGAGGAGGAAUAUGUUGAUUUGCAAGCUCACAUUUCUGAGUCUUCCUUUACACAGCAGAAAUGGGUAGCAUCAUUGAGCUCUGAAGUAGAACAAUUCAAAGCAGUCGCUGCUGAGAAGGAGUUGGCAGUGAAGAAUAUUUCACUGCUUAACAGUCAGCUGAAGACUGAACUUCAAGACAAAGAGAGUGAAUGUGAGAUUUUGAAGAAGCAAGCUACAGAUUUAGAAGAAGUGAACUUGAGUCUAAAAAGGGAAAUAAGUGAUCAGAAAGAAAUAAUAAAUGAUAUUAGCCAGAAACUGACAGAAAAAGAGGGUUCUCUUUCAAAUAGUGCUGAUUUGGUGGUGAAACUAAGAGAGGAAAUAAAAUUAAAUGAAGAUAAAUUGCAGUUAGUUUCUCAACUUCAUAGACAAAUUAGUGAACUGACCCAAGAAAUCCAAAAGUUAAAAGACCUAGCACAGGAAAAAGAAGAUGCUUUCCUAUCUUUGCAGGACAAAUUUGCUGCUCAAUUUGAACAAAGGGAUGAACUCAGUGCUACUCUGAGUAAAAAGGAAGAGUAUAUUGCUGGAUUACUUAAUUCUUUAGAUCAGAAAGACGUAAGCAUGCAACUAGCAGAAAGCAAUGUUCAUGCUCUUACUAAUGAGAUUGAGCUGCUUCAAGAAGAACUAGACAGAAGUGCUGCUACUUUAAAAAAACAUUUGGAAGAGAAGGAUGAAAUCACUGCCAUUGGCCAGAAGACGAUAGACUCUUUGACAGUUGAACUCAAAUCUGCAAAAUCAGAGUACCAGAAAGCAUUGGAGCAAGUUGCCCUGUGGAAGGAAUAUGUGCAACAGAGAGAUGUAGCUCUUCAGGCUUUACAAGAAAAAUGCACUGAGCAGACUAAGAGCAUUGAAUUUUUAAAUUCUGAACUCAGCAUUGCAAAUUCUAAAUUUUCUCAAGAAUGCCACAAACAAACACUUUCAGUAGAAACAUUACAACAGCAGGUAGAGUCUUUACUUAAGGAUAAAACUCUUUUACAGGAGAACAUUGAUAAGCUGAGUGUAGAAAACAAAGAGCUGGUUAAGUAUCAGAGCCAAUUACAGCAGAAAUCAAAAGAACUACAAAAGGUUCAUGACAAAUUAGAAGCCAGCGCAAAUGAAUCACGAACACAACUAGAUGCCGUCAUUUUGCAGAUGAAGAAUGAGAGAGAUCAGUUGCAGAAUCAGGUUAGUGUUAAGGGUGAGGAAGUUGAUGAUUUAAAGUUUAAGGUUAAAGAGCUAGAACAAAGUCUCCUUGAGUCAGAAAACAGAUGGGUGACAGACCUUGAUAGGGCAACUCAGCUAAAUGCAACUAAUAUUGAGCAACUGAGCAAUUUAGAAAGGGAAAUGAAUUCAAAAGAUGCUCAGAUUCAGUCUUUGCAGGAAGAACAGGACCUUAUUAAAAAAGAGCUGUCUGAACAUAUAUCUGCAUUGUCAAGUAACAGGUAUUUCAUCAAAGACAGUGAUAGUGAUCCUGAUCAACAAGUAACUGACAGUAAGACUUUAUUGGACAAUUUCUCUACUCUAAUAGCUAGCAUUCUCAGCAAAGAUGCUGAAGCAAUGGCACUGCAACAGACUCUUUUAGAGAGAGAGAAAGAACUAGAUUACUUGAAAAAUCAGCUGGAAAUUAUGCAGUCCCUGCAGGAAAAAAAGUUGAUGUGUAAUGAUUUUGAGAAGGUCAAAGAUACUCACCGAUCUGAAAUUGAAUGUCUUUCGAAUGAAUUGAGUACUGUUAAGGAGGCAUUAUGCAAGCAGCAGGCUGUCUUUGAAGAAAGGGAAAACACAUUUAUAAAUAUGAAAGAACAGGUUGCUCUUCUCCAAAAAAGGAUACAUACACUGGAGAAUGAACGUGAAAACAGUUGCAAGACAUUGAAUGUUGAAUGUCAGAAAACAGCAAAACUUUUAGAAGAAGUGGAGCACAAAAACCAGAUGCUAGAAGACUUAAAUUCCCAAGCUAACCAAGAGAAGGAUUUGAUUUCCUUUCUAAGCCAGCAGUUAAAAGAGAAGGAUUACUCGGUUACUCAAGUCAUGGAAUCCAUGUCUACUGAAAUGGUAAAAUAUUCAGAAGAGAAGGCUGUACUUGUCACUAAACUGCAGCAACUGGAAUCCAUUCAGAAGAGCGCAACAGAAGAAGCAAGUGUGUUGUCACAGCAGCUCAAAGAAUGUAAGAAAGAACUUGACCACAGUCAGAUUGCACUGACCAACCAAGAAGCUACUCUUAAAGACGUACUUAGUGAAAAGGAACAGAUAAAUGUUACUGUAGUAAAACUAAGCCAGGAAAAAGAGAAUCUGAAAAAGAAGCUCCAGGCUGCUUUGAUCAUAAGGAAGGACUUAAUUCAGAAAAUUGGGAAACUUGAAAAGAGUGGGCAGGAAGAUAUGGAAAGAGAACAUAAAAGAACAGAAGAUUUACUGAAGCAAAUGGAUGAAUUUACAAAACAGAUUAAAUGUACUGAAAUUCAAAACAAAGAUCUUGAAUCCCAGCUUGAAAGACUGAAAAAACAAUUAUUAGGAAAAGAUGUUAAGAUAAAUAACAUGCAUGAAGCAUUAUCUGCUAAGGCAACGUGUCUAGAACAGCUGCAGAAGUCAGUUACAGAACUUAAAGAUACAAUUGCUGAACAAAAAAGUAUAUCUGAUAAGAAUGUAAUGUUUUUGCAGGAGAAAGAUUCUCUGCUUGCGCAAAUGCAUUCUGUGCUCCAUGAGAGAGAACAAACAUAUGAAAUAGAGCAUUCUCAACUUCUCUUAACCAUUGAAAAUCUCAAUGCUGAAAUAGCAAAGAGAGACGAGACAUUUAAUGAAACAAAUACAGCACAUGCUACCUUAAAUACAGAAGACUCUUGCAAUAACACUAAGCAUCUCCCCAGUGAGAGUAAUCAAGUAACGCUAUUGCAAAGAGAGAAGGAAAUCCUGAAAAAGAAACUUCAGGCAUUGCUUAUUGACCGUAAGGAAAGCACUAAAAAAAAUCAGAAAGAGAAAGAAGAACAUGCUAAGCUACUAGCAAAUUUUGAUCAACAAACUAAAGACUUUGAGCUCCUAAAAAAGGAACAUCAAGAACUCCAGGAGAUUCAUCAGAUAAAAUGUGAAGAAUUGGACUCUAACCUUUUGGUUUUAUAUUCUCUGCAGAAAAAGUUAGAGUCCCAUGCAGCUCUUUAUCACAAUGAAAAUGGUAAGCAAAAAGCAGUAGAGUCAGGAGGGCUAAAUGCCAAGACUGAUGUGAUGGUAGAAGAAUCAGAAAAUAUGGGAAGUGACAUAGCGAAGAGAGAAGCUGAGAUGGCAAAAAUCAAUGAUAACUAUGCUAGACUUAUGGAAGAAAAAGAAAAGCUUAAGGGAGAGUUAAGAGAGAAGUCACUUGAACUUGACAGGAAAGUACAAGAUAUAAUAAAACUAAAAAUCUCUGAACAGCACUACAAGCAAGACAAAGACAAUAUGCUGACUGAGAUAGGUCAGCUUCAGCAACAACUGGAAAUAUAUGAAAAUGAACUUGUAGAUGUGAAAACUAUGAUUGAAAGUCUGAAUAAUGAAAAAGACAUUCUCCUUAAAAAAAGUGAUGAAGAUCACUUGAUCAGUCUGGAAGAAAUUGAAAGUCUGAAGCACAAUAUUCAACAAGCCAACAUACAAGUUUCAGAAAAAAAUGAAGAGAUCAAAUAUUUACAUCAUUCUGUUCAAGAACUUAAAGGAAAGUUUGAUCAUGGAAAGGAAAUAAUGAAAGAAGUUUCACAGUUACAACAAAAUUUACAGGAACAUCAGGAAGAAGCAAAACAUUUUAAAACCGUGGUGGAAAAAUUGAGCCAAGAGAAAGAAGAGUUUAUCAGCAAUUUAGAGAAAUCAAAUACAGAAUUAGUAAAUAUGAAAGACGAGUUGAGACAUGCCAGCGAAGAAAACAAGACACUAUUAAUGGAGUUAAACAUGCUACGUGAGAAGGUUUUACCAGUUUCAAAUGCAGACAAAAAUACAUCAUUUUGUGUGAAAACUAGAGGAGAAGAUAACAUGGACACAGAAACUGUGUGGCUGCUGCAUUCAGGUGCUGUGCUACAGAACAAAGUUCAAGACAAAGAUGUAUCUUGUCAGUUGCUAGAUAUCAUGCACACAAGGAGAACAUUAACAGAGAGAACAGCUGAUCAAGAUCAGUCACCAGCAGAAAUGACUCCAGGACAGAUGAGAAAAACCAUAAAUGGAGGUGACUAUAAACUCCAGGAGCAGCCAUAUACUGCUGAAGAAAAAAUCAAAGAAUGUCUUCAAAGAAAGCUCCAGGCUGCUUUAAUAUCACGUAAAGAAGCUCUGAAAGAAAACAAAAUUAUUAAAGGCCAAAUGGACUUGCUUAUGUUGGAAAACAAAGAAUUGGUUGAUAAGGCUCAAAGCCUUGGACAUCUGGUGUCUGAACUGAGCAGAGAAAAACAAGACUCAGAUGCUACAUUGUGUAAAGAGAGGGAGAUACUUGCAACAGAAAAUGCUAGAUUGUUAAUUGAAAAUGAAAAUUUAACUGCUGCAUGUGAAAGUCUGAAGUCUACCAUGGAGACUAUCGUCCAGGAGAAGGAAGCCUUUUCUUUCCAGUUGAAUACCUUAAAAGAUUCUCAGACAGUUGAAUUAACAGAUUGGAAAGCGAAACACAGUGAAUUAAAGCAGGAAUAUGAGUCACUGCUUCAAGCCUAUGAAAACAUUAGUAGUAAAAUAGCAGAAAUGAGGCAAAUUAUUGAUGUCAUUAGAAAAGAGAAGCAAGAGGCUCUUCACAGAGCAAAUCAGAAAGAAUCUGAAAAACAGGAACUUGAGAAGCUGCUUCAAAAAGCAACUGAUGAAAAUGCACACACAAAUGAACUAAAACAGUUAGUUGAAUGUAAACAGAAGGAAAUUAGUCAAUUGCAGAUUAAAGCAGAAAGGCAGGCAUCUGAGCACAAACUAUCUUUGGAAGAAUAUAAAAAAUGUGUUGAUGAAUCUACUCUUGAGAACAGGCAACUAAUAGAGAAAAAUGAGCAAUUAAAAGAAAUUUCUGAUACCUUAAAGCAGACCCUAGAGAAAACUCAGAAGGAAAAUGAGGUCCUUUCUAAGGAUUUUAGUUUAACACAAUCUGCUCUGAGUGAACUCCAAACUCAGCUGGAAUUGGACAAGUCUGAUGUGCAAUCUAAGUUCAGUGGUACGCUCAGUGAGAGAGAGUCAUUAUUAAAGCACAUUCAUUUGUUAAAUGAAGGGAUCUCAGAAAAGGAGAAAAGUGUGCUUACCUUAAAGCAAGAGAACAAAGUUAUGUCAGAAAGGUUAAAAGAUGCUGAAGAAUCUCUAUAUCAGAAAAAAAGCUCAUUGUCAAAAUUAGAAAAUGAUUGUAAAAAUCUUAAUCAGGAAAUAGUAAGUCUUGGGGAGAAAAUUAAGAUAUUAGAAGAUGACAAAUGCCUGUUACAGGAAGAAUUAGAAAAUGUUCAAGAAACAUCUUCUAAAGUGAAGAAUGAGAGAGAAUUUUUGGAGACAGAGUUGCUCAACCACAUUAAAAAAUUGGAUCAAAUGACAGAAAAACUGAAAGCCAUUCAGGUAGAGAACAGCUUGCUUUUGCAGCAGUUGGAAGGCUUAAAAGCAGAGAAAUGUAAUGUGAUUAGAGAAAAAGAACAGCAGCAGCUGCAUCUGGUCAGAGUAUUUGAAGAAAAAGUGAAAUCUGCUCAGAGAGACAACAGUGGAACAAAGAACAAAACUAAAGAAUUGCAAGAACUUUUAAAAGAAAAACAACAAGAGAUCAAUCAUUUGCAAAAAGAUUCAAUUAAAUAGGAGAUUAUCUUGGACUUGGAAAAAUCUGUCAAAUUGUCACUAUCAAAAAGUGAAAAAUAUGAGAGAGAGGUAAACGAUGCAGCAGAGAAACUUACCAAAUCAAAUGAAGAGAUGCGAAAGCUAACUGAAGAGUUCUCUUCUCAGAAAACUUUGUUGGACUUAUCUAAGGCUGAACUAGAACGACUAGCAACUGAGAACCUAAAUAUUAAAAAGGAACUUAAAAAAAGAGAGAACCAAAUAUUAAAUCAAAAGAAAGAAUAUGAGAAGCAACUGGAGUUUGACCUUCAACAUCCACAAACAUUGUGCCAGAAAGAAUGGCUGAAUUUAGAAGAAAAGUAUAGUGCACUUCAAAGAGAGAAACAGAGAAUCCUUGGUGAGCAUGAUCAGUUGCAAAAAGAAAUUUGCAUUAGGGACAAUCAGAUUAAGAAACUUCAGACUGAACUGAACAAUGCCUUAGCCAGACUAGCAGCUUUCUCUAAGUGUAUGUCUUCCCUUCAAAAUGACCGAGACAGGGUCAUUGGUGAAAUGAAAACCUGGGAAAUACAGUUCAGAGAAGCGAUCGAAAACAAACAACGACAGAUAGAGGCUAGUGAUAGUACAAUAACUUUCUUACAAGAAGAAAUAAAGGCAAAAAUGAUUCAAAUUCAAGAACUAGAGCACAGAAGUUCCAUGCUGAAGGACCCUAAGAAUGCAAUGCAGGCCUCUGCAGAUGCACAUUAUUUCAAUGAGCUUUUCCAAAUAAAGGCAGAAAAUGUCAUUCUUCAGACCAAACAGCAUGAACUGGCAACUGCUCUGCUGUCCAAAGAAUAUUCUUUACAGGCACUGAUGAAAGAAAAGCAAUCUCUUAACCAUCUCAUAAAGAGUAAUAAUACUGUAGAAAAAGUGGUGGAGACUUUGAAAAGCACUUUGACACAAAAAGAACAUGAAAUACAACAACUUUUGCUGGAGGGUAGUGAAAUGCAAGCUGAGCUGGAAAAACAAAUUGCCAUUUCUGAACAAGUGAAGAUUAUGCUGGAUAAAAAAGAUAAAGAGAUUUCUCUUUUAAUUUCAUUGAAAGACACAGAAAUUUCUGGAUAUCUUGCUCAAAUACAAGCUCAGCAUAGAAAGCAGGUCACCGAAUAUGAUCAGCAGUUAAAGACUUUGCAGAUAGCAAAAGAACUAUCUGAUGAAUCGUGUCAGAAAAUGCGGAAUGAAUUGAAAAAUCUUCAGAUGAAAGCUGACAAAGCAGUUGAAGAGAGGGCUGAGCUUGCCAGUGAAAUUGAUGCCUUUAAAAAGUCAAUGUCAUCUCUUCAGAAUGACAGAGAUUCUCUGCUUUCUAAACAUAAAAAUCUAGAGCGUGAACAUAGAGUUGUUCUAAGUGAGAAGGAAAACCUUCUAGCUGAUAGCAUUAAUGAAAACAGAACACUGAAACAAGAAAUGAGAAGGCUCCUGAAUCAGAUAGAUGAUCUUCAUUCUGAAAAUGCGCUGCUAACUGCACAACUUAUAAAAUACAGGGAAGAUCUAAACCAGGUUUUAUCUCUGAAAGAUCAUCAGUUGAAAGAAUUACUUGCACAGAAAUUGGAAAACAUUAAGACUCUUGAACAUGAAAAACUUGAACUUCAGAAAAAACUGAAAGAAGUGCAGUUAACUCUGAAAGUGUGGGAAGAAACUGUAGAAUCUUUAAAACUAGAAAAUACAAAGUUAAUGGCAAAAAAUCAUGACUUAGAAUUUCUGAUUGCAUCACUAAACAAAGAGAGACUAGCUUCAGAAUCCAGAGAGAAAUUCCUGAGUGGAGAAAGUGAUAGAUCUGAUCAAAAGAAAGGACUGGUCAAACAACAACCUGAAGAAGAUUUUGAGAAAAGAUUACAAGAAUUCCAGCAAAUGAUUGGCAAGAAUACACAAGAUACUGAAGAUAAGUACCAUACAGCAGUUUCAACUUUAGUAUAUAAACCUAGUUUACUAGAGAAUGAAGCCGCUGAAUCGGCAGAAAAGAGGCUGUUGGAAAUAGAGUUCCAGAAUAAAGUACUAAAAUCUCAAAUUGAAUCUUUUGGGAAAGCUAUGACAGCUCUGCAAGGUGAUAGGGAUCGAUUGAUUGACGACUUCAAGGUACUUCAGAGCAAAUAUACUUCUGAACUCAAGUUGGAAAAAGGAAGAGCAGACAAACUUGAAACUGAACUUGGUGACUUCAAAUCAAAUGUUUUCAGCAUUUUCAAAGAAAAUGCCCUUUUGAAUCGGGCAUUGCUGGAAGCUAAGAACAAGAUCACAGUUGACCAGCUUACUAAUGAACUUGAAAAUGUGUUCAAGAUGUUAAAUACCCGAGGCCUUGAAAUUAGCAGGCUCUCGUCUGAGUGUGAGAAUUAUGCUCAGCAGAUAGAUGCCUUUUCCAAGGCUAUGGCCAGCCUUCAAGAUGACAGAGACAGACUCCUGCAGGAGCUCAGCAAGCUGAGGGUAGUUAAUGAAGCUAAACAGGGCACAAGUUCAAUUGCCAUACCUUCUGGCUACAUCAAUGAGAUUAGUUCUCUUAAGCAUAAUUUGGAGGCUCUUCAGAUGAAUAGGGAGAGACUGGUUAAAGAAGGAGCUAAUCUUGCAACAGCUGAAAUAUCGAAACUAAAAACCAAAGUGGAUGACCUUGAGAGAGUCUUGCAUCAUGCAAAAACCUUCCAAGAAGAGGCUGAGAAAGAGAGAGCCUCAUACCAAAAUGAACUAUCUGGAUUAAGAAUGGAAAAAAAUCUUCUACUGGCAGAAUCUGAAGCUCUCCAGAAUCAGUUCCAGGCAACUAUUGCAGAAAAAGAGCGACAGCUUGUAGAAUUUCAGAGAGUGCCUCGUGAAAUAGUAACUCAGGGAUCUGGAUCUAGCACUUAUCCAACCAAGGGAUUAGAAACUGUUGCUCUUGUUGGAAGCACAGAUGUCCCUGAGCAAGUGAACCAUUUGUUGGCUGAGAGGAGCCAGCUUCAACGUGAGCUCCAGCGCUGCCUUCAGGAGAUGCACCAGAGGGAGCUGCGAUUCCAGGAAAUAAAUUCAAAGAUGAUGCUAUCAGUAGAAGAAAAUACUGCAUUGUCUGCCCAGCUGAAAACUGUGUCCCAGACUUUGCAGGAUAACCAGCUCCGUUAUACUGACCUGCAGAAUCGUUACUUGCGGCUUGAAAGGGAAUAUCAAGUCCAAGUUGCUUCUGUUCCAGGUUCUAUUCAGGGUGAAGCUCAAGCAGAAGUUCCUCCAGGAGCACCCCAAGAGAGAGCUGCAGUUAUUGUUGAGAUAGACAAUAUGGAACUCGAUGAACUCAGGAAAAGACUUGCGGAGACAGAGCUGCAACAUGACUCAGUGCAACAGACUGUAUCUCAAUUAAUGGAAACACUCUCCGAAGAGAGGAGUAGGCGACAAGCUGCAGAAGAGGCCCUGGGGCUCUCCGAGGAGCAAAUUAAAAGGCUUGAAAUGAGUAGUUAUAGGACUACAUCUAGAGAUUAUACUGUUCAGAUGGAGUCUGAUGAGGAAAGAGAGGCUCUGAUCAUCAACACUAGUGAACAUAUUAUAGUACGAAAGGUAAAAGGAGGAGCCCUUUCCUUCAGGAGAUGGAUUCGAGGACGAAGUCUUUACUGCUCCAAGUUGCUGACAUCCAGGGCAAAAUCUCGCUAUUUCUUCCUCAGUUAUUUAGUGGUCCUACAUCUUCUUGUUUUCCUAUGCCUCACGGGCAUCUUAUAAAUGCACUGAACUUGCUGGGUGAAUUAUUUUCCUUCUAAAUAAUGGUGUGCCAAUUUGAGAUAGUGGACUUUUCACAAGCUGCUAUUAUGCUAUGCACUGGACACAGCUGUAUAUAUUUGAAGUAUAAUGUGUGACUUUUCGCCUACUUCUUUAACAAGAACUUUUAAAUGUACAUCACGGUUAUUCCAAAGUUGAUCUGAGUUGCUGUUUAACUAUGGUAUAUUAUAUUUGCUAAAGAAAAAAAUAUUGUCUUAUCAAAACACUACUAAGAAGCUGCUGCAAUUGGGAUAUUUAAUAUACUUUGGGAAUAUAUAAUAAUUGAAUACUGCUGAAUGGGUUGUAAAUGUUAUCUUUUCUAUAUAAAUUUUAUUUUAGCAGAGUUUAACUAUAAAUUUGGGGGAAACUAUUCUCAACUAUUUGCUUUCUCGGCUUCUUGAUUAAUAAGAAGCAUACAGGGUGCAAUACGGGGGGGAAGCUGGAAUCAUUAUGAGUUUCUCAACUUUAAAUAAAAUCUUCAGAAUUGAAAAAACA